Trifolium pratense (red clover) is the source of this 963-nucleotide messenger RNA. Its product is annotated as 50S ribosomal protein L24-like. Gene Ontology annotation, cellular component: ribosome; mitochondrion. The transcript is spliced from 6 exons. The record is from RefSeq and is a predicted model, not a curated record. Gene Ontology annotation, molecular function: RNA binding; structural constituent of ribosome. Gene Ontology annotation, biological process: translation. NCBI's taxonomy places the organism in Eukaryota, Viridiplantae, Streptophyta, Magnoliopsida, Fabales, Fabaceae. The coding region runs from base 196 to 675 and encodes 159 amino acids.
UUUUUAGCUUAUUGGUGUCCCAAACGGAGCCUUUCUCUUUUCACGAAUCUCUCCUUUCUUCUGCGAGCGAAACCAUCACACUCACCACAACGCUGCGCCGUUCUUUCUCAACUACCUCACUCGUUACCUCGUUUAGCUACAGUGUGCGUUCCAGAGCCGUCAUUUUCUCAUUCUGUCGAUUCUGGCUAUCGUGAAAUGGGUUGGAAAGCAGCUGAGAAACUCAUUAGGCAUUGGAAAGUUCUCAGAGGGGACAAUGUUAUGAUAAUAAGGGGAAAAGAUAAGGGCGAAACUGGAGUAAUUAAGCGUGUUGUUCGCUCUCAGAAUCGUGUCAUUGUUGAGGGCAAAAAUCUGGUAAAGAAGCAUAUCAAGCAAGGACAAGGCCAUGAAGGUGGUAUUUUUACUGUUGAAGCUCCAAUCCAUGCCUCCAAUGUGCAAGUUAUUGAUCCAGUCACAGGGAAGCCUUGCAAGGUUGGAACUAAGUAUCUUGAAGAUGGUACCAAAGUCAGAGUGUCCAGGGGAAUAGGAGCAUCUGGCUCCAUUAUUCCUCGUCCCGAGAUCUUAAAGAUAAGGACUACACCAAGACCUUCCGUCGCUGGUCCCAAAGAUACUCCAAUGGAACUUGUGUAUGAGAAGACUUACGAUGCUAAAACAGGAAAGGGCAUGCCUGAACUUUAACUAAGGAGAUAGAUUUUAUUAGGUACCAUAUCCAAUUAGAUAUUUGCUAUCUCAGUGAGCAUGGUAUGAUAUGAAUUUUGUCGCAUCAUGAUACGGUUAAAUAAACCGCUUUCAGAUUUAUGUGGGAAUUACCAAUCACUUGUUGUUUUACUUAGUAGCUAGCAAAAAUUUGUUAUUUUUUGUUUCUAAUCAAUUGAUUCUAGCUUCCUGGUACUAGUGAUUGUUAUUUCACUCUUUGAACUUGUAAAUUAUUGAGAUGAGUAAGAUAAACUCGUUUGAUUGUGCUUA